GUGCUCCGAGAUUCGGAAACUGGCGGAAGAUAGAUCCCGGUGGCGAUGGCCGACAGUUGUGGUUGUGGCGCCACCGAGGAGGACCCCACCUGUUCCCCCCUCGGACUCCCCAUCAUGUCGACUUCGCACUCAAGGCAGCAUGGAGAGCGGUGGCCUGCGGGCGGCUGGUAACCGUCCCCUCCCUCUCUCUCAUCUAAAUGCUCGCUCCUCCAUCGGCUCCCCGUUCCAUCCCGGCUCUCCUUCGUGAUGAUGCGAGCCCUUUGAUUCUUCCCUCGGAACAGUGCAGAGGAGACAGAUGGUGGGCAUCUUCGCUCUGUUCUCCGCCGGGAGGAUCAGCCACCGCCGGACGAAGAGCGCGGCUGACGUGAGGCAAGUAUUUUUGGCUCCAAACAUGGAGGUCGGAGGUUCCUCUACCGGCACUGACCAUGAAGCUGAUGUACACGACGAGUUCAAACCGAUCGAGCACCCGACGGAGCCGCUCAACCACGAUCAACCCGUGAGAUGCCCGCUGCCCGAUCCUUCGAUACUUGAUGAUGGUGGAACGUGGAAGGGAAGGAUAUCUUCUGCAAGUGCCGGCACAGCUGGCUUGCCCAUGGUGAAGCAAGACACGGAUGUGGAACCUCAAGCUGGUGAAACCACGGCGCAUUCCAUCUCACCUGGACGCGUCUCGUCGGCAUCCAUCGGCGUUCCUGAGCAUCGUUUCGUGACCGUGCUUGAAGAAGACUGCAACACGGAUGAAACCCAGAUUGCGCAUGGCUGAUGACUUGUGCUUCCUUGCUUCAUGUGUUCUUCCUCCCCGACUGCUGCUGCUGUUGAAUCUUACCACAUUCAAUUGUUGAUAGACCAAAUCUAUCUUCAUUGC
Musa acuminata AAA Group (dessert banana) is the source of this 862-nucleotide messenger RNA. RefSeq lists its product as uncharacterized. The transcript has 3 exons. The coding region runs from base 296 to 760 and encodes 154 amino acids. Lineage: Eukaryota; Viridiplantae; Streptophyta; Magnoliopsida; Zingiberales; Musaceae. The record is from RefSeq and is a predicted model, not a curated record.